UGUAGUGAGAUGCAGCAUGCAGAUUUUUAAACUUGUAUAUGUGAUAAUUUCCUGCGUAAGUCUCAGCAUGGGUCAAGUUGAGGAUAAAGAACCGCGUUUUGCCAGGUCUGUGGUGAAUAUGGAUAACCUCCUGAACAUGGAAGACGAUCUAGUCACUCAUUUGGAAGGGUUCACGGAAAAGCUGUCACAGAAUGCAAAAACCAUCAGAUGGGGGAUUCAACAGAUGAAGGAGCAGCUUGAAAAAAACAAAAUGGAUAAAUCCCUCGAGUCUUGGGACCCAUUAAGGAGUUUCUCCAUCAUUCGUCACUUGCAGGCGGAUUGGUUGAUGUGGAAACAAUACUUGCAAACACCCGUGAUACUCGAUCGAUUGAUUUAUAAUAAGUCAGAGAAUUUGAAGAUGCCACAGGAACUAGACAUGUUAGACGCCGCAGAAGCAAUUAGACGAAUGCAAGCUACAUACGGAAUGUUAUCCAAUGAUAUUGCCAAGGGUUUUCUAGAUGGAGUUCAGUACAAUUCAACACUGGCACCCAUCGAUUGUUUUGCAAUGGCUCAGCACUUGAUGAAUCAAUCUCGGUGGACGAUUGCCGAACAAUGGAUUCUGGCGGGUAUUGCAGCCCAGGAUGGGAAGGGUCCUCGAACAGAGAUGAUGUUACUAAGGGGACCAUCAAAAUCAGAACUGUAUAGAACACUAGGUAAAGUGCGGAUCCAAAGGAGAAAUGCAGAAGGAGCCUUGCAAGCCUAUCGAGCUGCACUCAAGCAUUCGCCCUAUGAUACGGAAAUAUUCCAAGAGUAUCAAAAAUUGAAAAGGAAACUUCUUACAUUAUCAUCAAGCAAACCAAUCGGAGAGGAACCCAAUGAUGAGGACGAGGAAAUGGAGCUGCCGCCCUGUUGCAGUGGUCAUUGUAAAGUGCCCCGGCAGCUGAAAAGACUAUAUUGUGUGUAUAAUGGUGCAACUGCUCCUUUCCUGCGCCUGGCCCCCAUCAAAACGGAGUUUCUCUCAACUGACCCCUUCGUGAUCCUUCUACACGACAUGGUCUCCCCAGCAGAGGCAGCUCUAUUGAGAUCUUCCAGUAAGAAUAUGAUCUUUCCUUCCGAAACAGUCAACGCCGCAAACGAGUUUGAAGUCGGCAAGUUCCGCACUUCGAAGUCAGUUUGGUUGUACGAUGGCAAUGAGGCGACUUUAAGGCUCACACAACGUUUGGGUGAAGCAACUGGCUUGGAUAUUAGACACUCGGAGCCCUUUCAGGUCAUCAACUAUGGAAUCGGAGGCGUCUUUGAAAGCCACUUUGACACGUCGCUUGAGGACGAGAAUCGAUUCGUUGGCGGAUAUAUUGACCGACUUGCUACAACACUUUUCUAUCUAAAUGAUGUGCCACAAGGCGGGGCCACCCAUUUUCCAGUUAUAAAUAUCACUGUUUUUCCCAAGUUUGGAACUGCUCUCUUUUGGUAUAAUCUGGACACGAGGGGCUUGCUGCAAGUCCCCACAUUGCACACCGGCUGUCCCGUUAUUGUGGGCUCCAAAUGGGUGGUCAGCAAGUGGAUAGACGACAAGGGGCAAGAGUUCAGGAGGCCCUGCCUAAGAUCGCGCUUAGACACCAAAAAUUUGCCUUCAAUAGAGAAGAUUAUUAUCUAGCCUUUGCUAUUAAUAAUUAAUAAGUAUUAGGAGAAAGAAACAUUAAAGUUUCUAUACUUUUAAGCGUUUCAAGCCCCAGAUGAACUGUAAACUAAGGCGUCACUAAUGAGCACAUAAAUUAGAUUAUAACACGACUAUGAAAA
Molecule: messenger RNA, 1776 nt
Organism: Drosophila teissieri
Lineage: Eukaryota; Metazoa; Arthropoda; Insecta; Diptera; Drosophilidae
Product: prolyl 4-hydroxylase subunit alpha-1
Exons: 7
Coding region: 17-1633 (538 amino acids)
Biological process (GO): peptidyl-proline hydroxylation to 4-hydroxy-L-proline
Cellular component (GO): endoplasmic reticulum
Molecular function (GO): L-ascorbic acid binding; procollagen-proline 4-dioxygenase activity; iron ion binding
Source: RefSeq, a predicted model, not a curated record